This is a messenger RNA of Labeo rohita (rohu), 4034 nucleotides long. It is a transcript of the gene serpinh2, whose product is annotated as serine (or cysteine) peptidase inhibitor, clade H, member 2. The transcript is spliced from 5 exons. Gene Ontology annotation, biological process: collagen fibril organization; negative regulation of endopeptidase activity. Bases 375 to 1622 code for a protein of 415 amino acids. NCBI's taxonomy places the organism in Eukaryota, Metazoa, Chordata, Actinopteri, Cypriniformes, Cyprinidae. Gene Ontology annotation, cellular component: endoplasmic reticulum. Gene Ontology annotation, molecular function: serine-type endopeptidase inhibitor activity. The record is from RefSeq and is a predicted model, not a curated record.
AACAACCAGUUGCGUUGAAAACUAAAAGAGAUCUUAAAUAACAGCCGUAUAAUGAUUUUGCAGGACAAACAGUAGAAAAAACGAGGCGUUUUGUCACUUUUUUCCCUUUACUGUUAUAACACCGAUAGAGGACAAAAAACAGCUUAACUGUUUAGGUAUCGUAAGGAGUUUAAUGGAAUGUGCGAGAUUUCUGGAAAGAGGAAAAAUACCCGGAUUGAACCCAGCGAGAAUACAUUUGACUGGAGGAAAAGUGAGCAAACUGUAAAAAGACCCUCCUCCGCCACGUCUGAACCUGCCCUAUCAGUUCCUUUCAGCUCAAAACCAGCAGAAGAAGCCGGAGGAGGAAGGAAGCUUUAAUUAAUUAACGUCCUGCAAUGGUGCCCAUCUCUCCUGUUCCUCUCCUGUUUCUACUAGUGUUGGCUCUGCAGAGCAUCUGGUCAUCUGCCUCACAGGAACUGAAAGUUCAAAGCUCGCCUCAGCCAGAAAUCUCCAGAUUACAUCACCCCACCUGGAGCCUGGGGCUGCAGCUGUAUAGGUCGCUCCGCAUUGAUGGUUCCCAGACCAACACCUUCAUCUCCCCACUUCUGUUGGCUAACUCCCUGCUAGCUCUAGAGGGUGGAGCUAAAGGAUCCACAGCAGGCCAGUUUCAUGAUCUCCUGAGGAUCACCAAAAAUGAUAAGGCCGUAGGAGAAGCUUUAACCAAGGCAUUGAAAUCUGUGCGUGAAGCUAAUGGAACCAGUUAUGCGUUGCGCAGUUCCUCUGCACUGUUUUCCAAACAAGCCCCUAAACUGGAGAAGAGUUUUCUGGAGAAGCUCCAGACCCACUUUGGAUUGCAGCAUGUGGCACUGGAGGAUGCACAGAAACAUGACAUGGAGAAGCUCCAGUCCUGGGCUAAAAGUGGGAUGGAUGGAGAAGAGACAGUAGAUCUGGAACUGGCACUGGAGACCAAACCUGGAGCCAUGAUCCUUGCCAAUGCACUGAACUUUAAAGGAUUUUGGGAUCGAGGCUUUUACCAUGAAAACCAAGACUUGCGCAGCUUCUUGGGUACCAAAUACACUAAAGUUCCCAUGAUGCACAGAUCAGGUGUAUAUCGUCACUAUGAGGACAUAGAGAACAUGGUACAGGUGUUGGAACUAGGUCUUUGGGAAGGGAAGGCCAGCAUGGUGUUGAUUUUGCCCUUCCAUGUGGAGAAUUUGGCUCGGCUGGACCGUCUGCUGACCCUGGAUCGGGUGGAGAAGUGGUUGGGGAAACUGAACUCCACAAGUAUGGCAUUAUCCCUCCCGAGAACCAAGAUAAGCAGCACGGUCAAUCUACAGAAGCAGUUAGCUGCUUUGGGCCUAGUUGAUGCCUGGAACGAGACAUCGGCUGAUUUCUCCGCUGUGUCAAGCCUCGGACGAGGGAAGCUUCACUUGGGAGCCGUGCUGCAUUGGACGUCUCUUGAGCUAGCCCCUGAGUCCGGCAGCAAGGACGGCAUGCAUGAGGAUGAGGAUGUGGAGAAGCCAAAAAUCUUCUAUGCAGAUCAUUCCUUCAUUAUACUAGUCAGGGACAACAGCACUGGGGCAUUGCUCAUGGUAGGUGCACUGGACCACACUGACGGCCCUGCAAUUCACGACGAGCUGUAGAACCAAAAUACUGCACUCUCUGGCACUGACAGUUGGCUGAAGAGCCAAAAUGGCUGACCUACGAGUAUUGACAAUAAACUGACUGACUUAUCCACUGCAAAUCCACUCUCUUUCACCUACUGGUCUUAUGUUUUGUGCUGACAUGUUAUAUUUUACUGUUACAGAUACGAAAGAGCUUAGAAUAGGAUGUAAUUAAACUGAUAUGUUGGCCUGCACUGAACCUGCACAGGCAUACAGUCAUUCUAUGGAAAGCAUUGCAGAUUUCUACAGAAUUUGAAUGUUUUAUUCAAAUUCUAUGUAUCCUUUCAACUUGUGUUUUUGUUUAUUAAAUGUUUUGGUCAUUUAAAGGGAUAGUUCAUAACAUUACUAUUGAACAACUGAUGUCACAUGGACUAUUUUAACAAUAUUCUUACUACCUUUAUGGGCCUUGAACGUGUCAGUUGCUUUGCUGUCUAUGCAGGGUCAGAAAGCUCUCGGAUUUCAUCAAAAAUAUCUUAAUUUGUGUUCCAAAGAUGAACAAAGGUCUUACUGGUUUGGAACAGCAUGAGGUGAGUAAUUAAUGACAGAAUUUUUAGGUGAACUAUCCCUUUAAUAAAGCUUUCAGCUGUCUUUAUGAGUGAAAUGGUCACAACUCUGUUAAAGGGGUCAUCGGAUGCCCAUUUUCCACAAGUUGAUAUAAUUCUUUAGGGUCUUAAUGAAAAGUCUAUAACAUGCUUUUGUUAAAAUUUCUCAAUGGUAGUGUAAAAAACAUCUUUUUUUGCCAAAAUCAGCUUUGCAAAAAUCAUCCUGUUCUGGUCGAUGUUGCUUUAAAUGUUAAUGAGCUCUGCUGGCCCCACCCCUCUCUUCUCUCCAUGGAGUGAUGAGCCUGUUUACUUUAGCCGUGUUUAGCCAUGGAACUUGCUAACUAGCACGUUAUUAGGAAAGGCGAUUGCAAAGUUUUAUUUAUAAAAAACCUUAUACUCACUUCUGCUGUAAGUGAAGCUGGAUCACGAAUGAUUCGCGCAAACAUAGACUCAUUUGUUUAGAUCGGGAGGUGCAUUCCCUUCACAAACAAACAUAAUCCACUGCAUCUUCAGCGCUCAGAUGUCAGGAGUAAAUGACAACUACUGUGUUCAUUAUUCAACAACACAACACCUCAAUUGCUUACAAGUCAUAUUUGUCUACGUCCCUGUUCUGGCAUUGAAACAAUGGUGAUCGGACUGUUACUGUUCAUUUAAGGCGGGUCUAAGGUAAGGCGGCCGUGUCAAUCAACUAUCGUGGGAGCGGCCGCUGUCGGUGUGUCGUCACACAGACAAGAUGCUGAGAAUGGCUUGAUUUGAAAAAGGGGAAAUUAUUUUUACAGAUUAAAUAAAAACCACUGGGUGGAUUUUUAUCAUUAUAGGGUGGUUGUGUACAUACACUGCCAACACACAUUAAUGUUAAAACAACAUGUAAAAGUGAACUUUGCAUCCAAUGACCCCUUUAAAAGAGACAACAAAUUAGAGAUUUGUAAUUUUUUUUACUUGUGCAUGCUGAUUUCUGUAUAUUUUUGUAACCCUUCUUGUCAUGUAUCACUCACUUAUAGUUUAUUUUUACUCUAAUUAUUUUAUAAUACUGUUGAAUAUUUUUAAUUACAUCUCUCUAAAUGAAUAUCUUUCAAUUACACUUUCAGUUAUUAAUCAAUACUUAUUGGCUAAUCAGCAUCAAAAUAUUGUGUAUCCAUAGUUUACAGUUUUCUAAAUAUACAUAGAUUUUAGUUUUCUAAAUAAAAACAAAUGCAACUGCACAAACUGAAUGAUUAGAAAAGGUGAUGUUUAUUAUGCAAUUUGUCUAUAUGUAGUCAAAGCUUUAUUCAAGGUAUCAAACUAUAAGAAGACAGACUUGUUAAUAAAAAAAAUGCCUGUAAAUUGAUUAUAUACAGUUGAAGUCAAAAGUUAACAUACAUUUAUUUUGCCUAAAUAUCAUAUUUUUUCAUUUAGUACUGCCCUUCAGAAGCUACAGAAGAUACUUACAUGUUCCCCAGAAGACAAAAUAAGUAAAAUUUACCUUGAUCUUCAAAUUCAGAAAGUUUUCACCCCCUGGCUCUUAAUGCAUUGUUUUUCCUUCUGGAGCAUCAGUGAGCGUUUUUUUUUUUUUUUUUUGUAAAUUCAACUAUUAUUAUUAACUAUAUAUUAUUUUCUUUUGUGUGACUAUAUGUAAACGUCUUUUAUGUGAAAUAUCUUAUCCAGGUCAGUACUAAAUAAAAAAAAAAUAACAUGCAUUUUGUAUGAUCCCUCUUAUUUUGGUGAAAUAAUUAACAUUUAGCAAGUUCUGCAAUAUGUAUGUAAACUUUUGACUUAUACUGUACAAGUAUCUUCUAGCCUAUUUGUGUGUCCCUCAACGAGUGAUUUUGGGUCAAAUUAAACAGAAUUAAAUUUGAAUUCAAUAAUAUUA